Calypte anna (Anna's hummingbird) is the source of this 1023-nucleotide messenger RNA. It is a transcript of the gene PIGP, whose product is annotated as phosphatidylinositol glycan anchor biosynthesis class P. The transcript has 4 exons. Gene Ontology annotation, molecular function: phosphatidylinositol N-acetylglucosaminyltransferase activity. The coding region runs from base 226 to 630 and encodes 134 amino acids. Gene Ontology annotation, biological process: GPI anchor biosynthetic process. The record is from RefSeq and is a predicted model, not a curated record. NCBI's taxonomy places the organism in Eukaryota, Metazoa, Chordata, Aves, Apodiformes, Trochilidae.
GGUUGAGGUGGGGGGUUAAGCGGCCGCCGGCCCUGAGCUCGAGGGUGAGGCGGGAAGCGGCGCCUGCGUGAGCCAGCGAGAAAACGGGGGGUGGUACGCUCGUCCCUCCCACAGCGGUACCGGGGUGUUCCGAGGAGAACGUGCUGAGAAACCUAAGAGGUGCUUGUCCCAUUCUACACCCCCUACCCUACCUCCCUCACCCGAAGUCAAGGAAAGAGAACCAGCAUGGUUGAAAACUCUCCAUCACCCUUACCAGAAAGGGCAAUAUAUGGAUUUGCUCUCUUUUUAGGAUCGUGGUUUGGCUUUAUCUUGUAUCUUAUCUGGGCAUAUGUUCCUGAGUCUUGGCUGUUCUCACUGGGGCUAACAUACUGGCCUCAAAAGUACUGGGCAGUUGCUUUGCCAGCAUACCUACUGGUUGCUAUAGGAAUUGGUUAUAUAUUGCUUUUGGGUAUUAACAUGAUGAGUACUGCUCCACUUAACUCCACACACACCAUUACAGAUAACUAUGCAAAAAAGCAGCAACAGAAGAAAUUUCAAGAAGAAGCAAUUCCAGCAUUGAGGGAUAUUCCCAUCAGUGAAGUAAACAGAAUGUUUUUCCUUCCUGAAAAAGUAAUCUGCAAUAGCAGAUAGUCAUUAUUAAUAUCUGUUAGAAAAAAGGAUUAUGAGAAGUGUUACAUAAAGAAAAUCAAAACUUUCCCAAGCUAUAAAAAAUUCUUUCUGUUAGUAGAACAAAGCAUAUUUAUUUUCUGAAUUUGUAACAAAAUUUGUAUUAACACAUUUCACUGAGUUUACUUUCACUGAGUUUGAUUUUAGUAUUAUGCACAUUAACCUGCAUGGGUAUGAGAAUUAUGUCAUAAAUUUAUGUAACCAUUCUUGUGAGUUUCAAAUAGCAUUGUAUUGCUUUUAAAAUUCUGAUUCUGGAUGAAAGUAAUAGCAUUUGGACUAGCUUAAUAGCUAAUUCAGCUUAAGAUGAAUAGCUUGAUUCUAUUUCCUGCUGAGAAAAUUAAAUGUACUAGUCAAAUG